Messenger RNA from Leptinotarsa decemlineata (Colorado potato beetle), 1785 nucleotides. It is a transcript of the gene CCT5, whose product is annotated as Chaperonin containing TCP1 subunit 5. Gene Ontology annotation, molecular function: ATP hydrolysis activity; ATP binding; ATP-dependent protein folding chaperone. Gene Ontology annotation, biological process: protein folding. The record is from RefSeq and is a predicted model, not a curated record. Lineage: Eukaryota; Metazoa; Arthropoda; Insecta; Coleoptera; Chrysomelidae.
AUGGAGUUGUACAACAUAAAUGCAUUUAUUGACGAUGAAGAAGUGGUACGGCGUCCAAAAGUAAUUAGACCUAGAACAAAUUUCUUUGAAGAAUAUGAUCAAAAGGACUUUUUUGACCGUUUCCGAUUAACCUGUAGAACAAGAGAGCUUAUUGUAGAAAAGAUUAGAGACCUCAUUGAGCAUCCCACAGAAAGAAAUGACUGUUUAUCAGCAAGUGAUCAAGUUCUUCUGGCUUUGAAUUUUUAUUGUAAUGGUUCGUUCCUGAGAACAUCAUCUGAGUUAUCUGGUGUUAGUAAAUCUACAGCCUGCAGAGUUGUUAGAAAAGUGAGUGCGGCACUUGCAUCGUUAGGAACACAAAAUAUAUCAAUGCCAGAAAACCAAGAAAUUCCCAUUGUACGGCAAUCAUUCUAUGAUAAAGCUAAAUUCCCAAUGUGCAUUGGAGCAAUUGAUGGAACUCAUGUAAGAAUACAAUCGCCUGGAGGAGACAAUGCAGACAUUUUUCGUAACCAUAAAACUGACGUUAAUGUAAGCGAAGAUGUAGCAGUUAUUGUCAACUUCAGUAGCUUCAUUAUAUCUUGCCUUUUAUUCAGACUGCACCACAGAAAGUGGCUCAGUAUUUGCAGCAGCAUUGUUGAUUUUACGGAAUUUGGCAAACCCUCAAAUUUCGAAGAAGCACAGAAACGAGGAGAAAUCCAUACAAUUGUAAUGCUCGUUUAUGUAAUAAUGAGUAUAACUGCUUAUUUCUUGACUGCGCUAUCGGAAAUAUCUACUUGUGAACAGCUGAACGAAAAACGUGGUGAUGGUACCACAGGUGUGGUAGUUCUUGCUGGAGCCUUGCUCGAACAAGCUGGAUCUCUUCUUGAUCGUGGAAUCCAUCCCAUCAGAAUAGCUGAUGGCUUUGAAUUAGCUUGCCAAACUGCAGUUCAGCAUUUAGAAAAAAUUGCUGAAGUUUUUCCAGUUUCCGCCGAAAAUACAGAUCCUCUUAUCAAGGUAGCCAUGACCACUUUGGGAUCAAAAAUCAUCAACAAAUGUCACCGUCAGAUGGCAGAAAUAGCAGUUAAUGCAGUUUUAGCUGUUGCCGACUUAAAGACUAAAGAUGUUAAUUUUGAACUCAUUAAAAUGGAAGGAAAGGUUGGUGGAAAGUUGGAAGACAGUACACUCGUUAAAGGAGUGGUCAUUGACAAGACAAUGUCUCAUCCACAAAUGCCGAAAGAAUUGAAGAAUGUAAAGUUAGCUAUCCUCACCUGCCCAUUUGAACCACCAAAACCAAAGACCAAACAUAAGUUGGAUGUUACCAAUGUUGAUGAAUAUAAGGAACUACGACAGUACGAACAAGACAAAUUCAAAGAAAUAGUUGGAUUGGUAAAAAAUGUUGGAGCCACUUUGGCUAUCUGUCAGUGGGGUUUCGAUGAUGAAGCAAAUCAUUUAUUACUUCAACAGGAGCUUCCAGCAGUCAGAUGGGUGGGAGGACCAGAAAUAGAACUCAUAGCUAUCGCAACUGGAGGACGCAUUGUACCUAGAUUUGAAGAGUUGAGCCCAGAGAAACUUGGCACUGCUGGUCUAGUUAGGGAAAUAUCUUUUGGUACCACAAAAGACAGGAUGCUGGUCAUUGAAGAGUGCUCAAAUUCUCGAGCCGUCACUAUUCUCGUACGUGGCGGCAAUCAGAUGCUGGUAGCUGAGGCAAAGAGGAGUUUACACGAUGCCUUGUGUGUUGUUCGAAGUUUGGUUCAGGCUUUGGCAGAAAACAGUGGAUUGUCAUCCGUUCAUGUUCUUGGAGAAUUGAAG